AUGAAAGCCUCACACUUUGUGUGGUCCGAAGAAGCACAAGAAGCAUUUCGGGUUAUUAAACAGAAGUUAACGUCGGCUCCUCUCUUAGUCCUCCCAGAUUUUGAACAACCAUUUGAACUCCAUUGUGACGCGUCUAAGCUGGGCAUAGGAGCGGUUUUGAGCCAACAAACACUGCCGGUGGCGUAUUUCAGUGAAAAGCUCGCUGGAGCUCGGAGUCGAUACAAUACGUAUGUCAUUGAAUUUUAUGCCGUGGUUAAAGUCUCAUCUCGACAUGCCUCGUGGAUAGCAUAUUUGCAACAAUUCACUUUCUCUAUCCGUCACAAGGCCGGAAAGUUGAAUCGUGUUGCUGAUGUCUUGAGUCGACGUCACACUUUGCUCACUACCAUGCAUGUUAAUGUCCCUGGCUUUGCGUCUUUUUCGGAGCUUUACGAGUCUGACCCUUUCUUCUCAAGAAUCCUCACCGACGUUAAUAGUGGCACUCGUGAUGACUUUACCCUUAAAGAUGGUUUUCUAUUUUAUGGUGUUCGUCUUUGCGUGCCUGAUUGUAGUUUGAGGUUACGUGUGAUCGAAGAGCUUCAUGUGGAGGGACAUGUUGGCCGUGAUAGAACAUUGCAGUUGGUCUCGGCUUCAUAUUAUUGGCCUACUCUACGUCGUGACGUCGAACGGUUUGUGGAACGUUGUCGUGCAUGUCAAUUGGCGAAGGGUCAAGCUUCUAAUGCUGGGUUAUAUCUUCCCUUGCCUAUUCCAACUCAACCAUUGACCGAUUUGAGCAUGGAUUUUAUUUUAGGGUUACCAAGGACUCAACGCGGAAAUGAUUCUAUUUUUGUUGUGGUGGAUCGUUUCUCGAAGAUGGCGCAUUUUAUUCCUUGCAAGAGAACGACUGACGCGGUGAAAGUUGCUCAACUUUUUUUCCAGGAGAUCUAUCGGCUUCAUGGUCUUCCGACCUCCAUUGUUUCUGAUCGCGAUAAAAGAUUCCUUAGUCACUUUUGGCGGUCGUUAUGGAAGAUGCUUCAUACUAGCCUUGAUAUGAGCACGGCGUAUCACCCUCAGACGGAUGGCCAAACGGAGGUUACUAAUCGUGCUUUAGGUAACAUGUUGCGUUGUUUGGUGGGUGAGAAUAUUCGGUCGUGGGAGUCUCGUUUGUGUCAGGCGGAGUUUGCACACAAUCACGCUACUAAUCGGAGCUCGGGUUUUAGUCCGUUUGAGGUGGUUUACAGUCUCCUUCCUCGUGGACCUCUUGACCUUACAACCGUUCCUGAUUGUAAACGUAUGCAUGGCCGAGUUGUGGAGUUUGUCGAUUCUUUACGUGAUACACACGAGCUCUCCUUGCUCUAUUGUUUAUGCUUAAUCCUUCUUGCUUAUGUUCUUAAUCUAGAAAUCUCUCUCUUUUGGACAAACCUUAAGGCUACAUGA
This is a messenger RNA of Microthlaspi erraticum, 1413 nucleotides long. The record is from the annotation of a GenBank genome assembly. Lineage: Eukaryota; Viridiplantae; Streptophyta; Magnoliopsida; Brassicales; Brassicaceae.